UUCCAACGUGAGAAACACUUUCCCGGAGCCAAAGCAGCAGCAGAGGUAAUUGUGUAGUUUGACUCUUUGACCACCAAUCACGGUGUUGGUAACGUUUUGUAACAGUCGCGUGGGUCGAAAGAGGCUUCCCUUUGCAAAAGGAAAAACAGCUUCCAGUGCUUUGCAACUCACACAGCGUACAGAGUAAGUUGGUAAAGUUGUCACUUUUGCUCGCUCUCAGUGUCACUCGUUUUCGUUCUUUGGUACACAGAGAGGCCACAGAGGCAGAGCAUCUAGGCAAGUCUUGGGAGGACGACAGAGGGAGACAUGGGAGAAGGAAAGGGCUCAACUUUGGUGCACCUUCUGGUAAUUGUUCUGAGCUUAGUGGCCUUUGGGUUCGCCAUUGCUGCUGAGAGACAAAGAAGUGUGGGCCGAAUAGAGAAAGAUGAUCGAACGAAUGAAACUUACUGUGUGUAUAAUUCAGAUGUUGCGACUGGUUAUGGAGUAGGUGGUUUCUUGUUUCUUCUCUCAGGCGAAUCACUCCUCAUGGGUAUCACAAAGUGCAUGUGUUUUGGGAGACCCUUGGCCCCUGGUGGGAAUCGAGCUUGGUCUAUUAUAUAUUUUGUUUCAUCAUGGACAACUUUUCUGGUGGCGGAAGCUUGUCUAAUUGCUGGUGCUACAAAAAAUGCCUAUCACACUAAGUACCGGGGAAUGAUAUAUGCUCAGAACUUCUCCUGUGAAGCUUUACGAAAAGGUGUUUUCAUUUCUGGAGCGGUAUUUGUGGUUGUGACUAUGAUUCUCAACGUAUAUUACUACAUGUACUUCACCAAGGCAACUACAACUCAGGCAGCUCAUAAAGCAAAUCAUUCGAGCUCAACUGUUGGGAUGGCUGGGUAUGCAUAGGAUCCACUAAUGAGACCAGAUAGGUUCCAGGUUUUUGCAUCUUGGUGUUAUGUAUGGGAUGCCUAUGUGAUAGCAUACUUAAGAGUGUAUCAUUACAUUGGUUUUGUCUAAAGAGAUAUAUAAGUACCUGUAUGAAUGCUGCUUGCAAAGGCAAGAUGCAGAAUUAGAAGUUUUGGUGGUUGACAACUCACUUUGAAAUUCAACUUUAUAUUGGCUAUUUUACUUUGUUUUUAAUUUUUA
Messenger RNA from Prunus persica (peach), 1122 nucleotides. RefSeq lists its product as uncharacterized. The record is from RefSeq and is a predicted model, not a curated record. The transcript is spliced from 3 exons. Bases 307 to 882 code for a protein of 191 amino acids. NCBI's taxonomy places the organism in Eukaryota, Viridiplantae, Streptophyta, Magnoliopsida, Rosales, Rosaceae.